AAUCUAACAUGUUUCCUAAAUCAACGGUCAUAAUUGAUUUAGAAUAGUCUUCCAUUGACCAAGUCUAAUCACUAAACCUAAAUAAAUAAACAACAAACGAAGGCAAAUGAUGUUUUGUUUCUUAUUGCAAUCUCACACAGUCUUGAGGAGACACAACACAAAAUGGCUAACUCAAACGAUUGGUCUCACCUCUACGGCAACAACCAAGCCUUCUACACAACAUCCACCAUCACUUCAACCGCCGUCACAACCACCACAGCCGCUUCUCCCUCCGGUGAAGCCACCUCCAUGGACUCUCGUCUUAGUCCAGAAACAGGCCGUGUAACCAAACCGGCACGUAGAAGAUCAAGGGCCUCACGUAGAACACCAACAACACUUCUCAACACGGACACAUCCAACUUCCGUGCCAUGGUUCAGCAGUUCACGGGCGGUCCAUCUGCUAUGGCUUUCGGGUCCGGCAAUACCACUUCCGGUUUUAGCCUCACCUCUUCUUCGGAUCCAUCAGCUGGAUCUUCCCAACAAGUUCCUUGGCAAUAUAGUUACCAGCCUCACGCGCCGCCUCCACCGCAACAGCCUUAUAUGUUCUCGUUAAACAACAUGAAUCCCGUCGUUGGGUAUAGUAACAUGAACAACCCUAACAUGAGCAACCCUAAUACGGUGGUUUCCGGUGUGUUUGGCACUGCGGACGGUGGAAGUGGAGGUUCUGCUCCGUCGUAUAAGGAAGCCACGAAUAGUAAUACGUCGUCUUCGAGGCUGCAAUGAGAAAACGAUUGGAUUCUUUUGAAUUUUUUUCCUCUUUUUCGCAUAAAGGCAGAAAUGUUAGGUACUGACUUUUUUUUGUCAUAGAAUGACAACUUUGACUGCUGUAUAUUCAAGUUUUUCUUUUCGUUUUCAUAUUCAAGCUUGUUUAUCUUUGUUUUAGGCUUUUAGAUACGUUUAUAUACCGUUAUCAUUUAUCAUGGUCCUAACUAGGCAAAUAUUCAAUGACUGAAGUUGCACACUUGCUUCAUUGAAAAUGGCAAUAAGAAAAAUAAAUGUUUUGCAAAUAAAUCUAUAUGUUCUCUAGGGGAUCAAUAAAUUAUCAUUCAUAUAAAUUAGUUAUGGAGUCCAUUUUCUACUAUACUUAACUUAGUUAAAACAAUGUUGUCGAACACUAAUAUCUAUUUAUAUAAAAGAAGGAUGUAUCUCUCCAGCUGACACAUAGGAUUCCACCUAAGAAAUUCGAGCUCUGACGUUGUGACACGUGUCCCGUGCGGAUGAUACUCCGCGUUUCAUUUAAUCCCGAAUGAGAUGGGCUUUGGUUGUUUGAUGUGUGCUGGUCUUUUAGUUUGUGCGCGUUAUCCGGCCCGGUAGAAGGAUCUUGCACUAACCCUAAUUCUUAUGUACGCUUCGUCUCUCUCUUUCGUACGGCGACGACUCCUUGACGUCUUAUCUUCCUCUCGCCAUUUGAGCUUGCAAAUUUCUUCAACUGAUUCUUUUGGAUUGAUCAUGAUAAACUAUUGCUUCGCUGAUUUGUUUUUACAUGUCUUAUCUUCCUCUCGCCAUUUGAGCUUGCAAAUUUCUUCAACUGAUUCUUUUGGAUUGAUCAUGAUAAACUAUUGCUUCGCUGAUUUGUUUUUACAUUCUAUCUGAGGGGCAUGAGAGUGUGUGCGAGAAAUAGAAAUGGAGAGAGGAGAGAAUGAAUGGUGGUGAUGCAGUCGGAGCUUCGUCGUUUUAGAUUGGAGAUUCUCUCAGGUAUUUGGUGAAGUCAGUGCUGGAGAAGAAGUUCAAGAAGAUCCAGAAGAAGCACACAUAUGAUGCUGUGAAACCGAAGAUACCAUAAACAGAAAGGAUGAGGAAGAUAGAAAGAAGACAUUAAGAAAUCAAAGAAAUAAUUUUUAAUAAAAGUCUAUAGUGCAUGGAGUUAUUGAAUCGUAGUCAUCAGUACUCAGUUGUGGGCUUACAUGGCUUAUCUCAGCCGAGAAUAUAGGAAAAGCUUUGUUAGACGAUGCUGGUCCAUCCAGAAUAGUAUGGAGAGUGUGAUAGUAUUUGAAGCUUUUAAGAACUGCAGCCCAUAUGACGUGAUGAUUGUGGUUCAUCAUUUGUAUUGGUGCAUCAAGAACCUCCAUCUCUGAUCUCUGUAGCUGUUUCAUAUUGGAACUUAAAGCCACUGAUUAUUGCUGACAAGGAAUUUGAGCUGGGAGGAAGAUUAAGAAGUGAUGCAACUCCUUAUGUGAGACGCCUACCAAUCCAAAACCAACAUGGAGGUUUGUGAGAGGUGGUUAAGGCAGAGGCCAAGCUGGUGGUGGCAAAGGGAAUAAAGGUGGCCAAGCUCUAACAUGGUAUUAGGAAGAACAUGUAGACAACAAUAGCUGAAGGAUUGUUGCAGUUGUGGAUUAUCAGGUGAACACGCUCCUAUCUUCUAGGAACAGUUGGAGCUAAAGUCUUGCUCAGAUUUGUGCAGUGAUCCUUUUCAUAAUUCAGUGGCUACAUGAGAGUGUUUCUGCUGAGUUAGAAUUUAGAGUCUGCAACGAAUCAAGCUUCACAUUCAAGAUUGUGGUUAGAGUUGUUUAUCAUAAAAAAGAAGCAAAAACCAAGUAGUAACAUGUUUCAAAAGUGAUUUACAAAAUGUUCUUUCUAUUGGUUACUAAUACAUGAAUAUGUUUUUUAUUGAUAUAAGAUGUGAUGAUUAUAUUAAAA
Raphanus sativus (radish) is the source of this 2679-nucleotide messenger RNA. Its product is annotated as VQ motif-containing protein 22. Lineage: Eukaryota; Viridiplantae; Streptophyta; Magnoliopsida; Brassicales; Brassicaceae. The record is from RefSeq and is a predicted model, not a curated record. The transcript has 6 exons. The coding region runs from base 163 to 762 and encodes 199 amino acids.